GCAGAAACGAGGGAACUGCAAUGAGAGCGACUGCCGAACAACGCACACCCGAAAGACGCCAUGGAGUCCUACACCAGGGUCCCCGGGAUUGUCCUCUGUUAUCUGACACUGGGUUGUCGGUUCAUCUGGGGUGUGGUGGGCCCCCUGCAGGGUUCGGUGGAGUUGCCCUGUGUCCACCAUCAGCCGUCGGGCUCUAUAGAGGAGUUCACCGUGUACUGGCAGAAGAAGAAUGUUCCGGAGGAUCUGGUGGUGGCCACGAUCAUAGCGGGGAAGGUGGAUACAAGAUAUGUCAGUGAGAUCUUUAGGGGUCGCGCUCACUUCAAUCCUGAGGGGUUACAAGAUGGGAACUACAACCUCACCCUGAGCAACCUCUCCCUCCAGGACAGCGGCGAAUACAAGUGCAUCAGACUGCGCAACACCAAUCAGGACCCCAAGAUCACUGAAACACAGCUGGAGGUCAGAGAGUUCAGCACUCCGGUGGUCGGCGACGUGUCCUCCACACAUAAGCUGCCGACCGGCAAUGAGUGGAACCUGACCUGCACAUCGAAAGGAGGACUUGAGCUGCCGAGAAUAAUAUGGAUUAACGCUACGGACGGGAGAGAGGUCCGAGGUGGUCGUGUCCACAAGGACAUUCAGCAGAUUGGAGACCUCAUCAAUGUGACCAGCACCAUCACCCUCAACAUCACGUCCACCAUCAACAUCUCGUGUGUCAUAGUCACCAAGAAUGGAAACGUGACGUCUGAGCCUUAUAAGAUGGAAGUUACAGAGGAAGAGGAACGGUCCAGUCCCCACACCCUCAUGGUGUCCCUCAUCAUUGGAGGGGUAGUAGCAGUGGCCCUCACCGUCAUACUGGUCAAAUGGGGACAUAUUAAUUCAAAGUGUCCCCCAUCAUACAGAGUCCCGAACAACCAAACAGAAGAGCUGUGAAGAGUCUGAGGCAGGAACUCCAAUCCUCAGGAGCGGAGCAUCUGACACUUCAGGGGCGGAGCAUUUCACACCUCAGGAGCAGAGCAUCUCAGAUUUAGGGGUGGAGCAUCUCAAACCUUAGAGGCGAAGUGUCUCAAACCUCAUGGGUCAAUCUCAGACCUCAGGGGUGGACCUUUUCUCACCACAGGGAUGCAUUGACUGUCUCACACCACAGCAGCAGACCUUCCCCCAACUGGGACAGACCAUCUCAGAUCUCAGGGGUGGUCCUUUUCUCACACAGAGAUGCAUUGACUGUCUCACACCACAAGGGCGGACCUUCUCCCAACAACUGGGACAGACCAUCUCUGAUCUCAGGGGUGGUCCUUCUCACACCACAGAGGUGGACUGUCUCACAAAUUAGAGGAGGACCUUCUCACACCACAGGGAUGGGCCAUCUCAAACCACAAUGGCCGACCGUCUCACACUGUGGGGUCUGGACAGAUGGUUGUGGCACAAAGUCUGAAUGGUCUGAAGCCUCUGGGUCCAGGAUGAUUGAGGAGCCCGGAGCUCAGCAGAUAGGGUCCGUGGACGGUCAUGUGGACAUUCAGGAUGCCCCGGGUUCUGGCUUCAAGUAAUGGCUUUGUGUGAUGUUCUCUCAUAUGGAGUAACAUAGAAGACUGGGGAAUCAUGGGACUUUCAGAGAUGCCGACACUGGGCCCCUGCCAGGAACCCUGCCGACUAGGAUGUUACACCCCCAACAUUGCUUUAUAUCAAUCCCUUGUCCUAAUAAGCCAAGCUCCAGUGACAGCCAUCAAGUGGGGCCCAAAUCCCCAGAGCAGCAACUCCACCCUCUAUGAUGCCAAUAGUGAAGUACAUUACCCAGCAUGCAUAGCUUCUGGGAAACUUCUGCGGUCCGAGAUCACAUUUCAUAAACGUGUCCAAGGUCAGAAACCUCAAGUAGAAGCUUCUUCACCAGUGUAGACUAAACUGGACCCUAAAACAGCCCAGUGUUAUAGAGCCAGUAAUUGGGAACUAAACUGCAGUAUUGUGUGGGCACUAUGUGGCGGCAUAACGUGGGCCAGUCACUGGCAUGUGCCAGUAUUGUCAGUAUCAACUAAUGUUGGAAUCAAGUUUUUAUGUUACAUCUACAUACAUUGGUGUUUUGUUUUUUACAUCUUUAUGAAGAAAUAAUCCUGACAUCCUGUAGUUUUCUCCCCGGCCACUGAGCCUAACAAUAGACUGACACUUCUAUAGAGAUCACAUCUCCUCUAUUAUAAACCUGGAGAAAAAUAACACAAUUGCCUACAGAAAUCAAUGGGCAAUGCUCACAGUUCACCUCCUACCUCCUGCAAGGCAAUCUCUGCAAGAUCACAGAGCAUGCCCACAACACUCCCCCAUAGAAACAAUUAGAUGAUGAUCACAGCUUACCAUCUACUUUAUUGUAACUUUUGGACAGGUCACAGAGCAUGCCCACAACACUCUCCAGUAGAAGUAAUUAGAUGAUGAUCCCAGCAUACUAUCUACUUUCAUUGUAACUUCUGUAAAGGUCACAGAGCAUGCCCACAAAACUCUCCCAUAGAAGUUAUUAGAUGAUGAUCCCAGUUUACCAUCUACUUUCAUUGUAACUUCAGUACAUGUCACAGAGCAUGCCCACAACACUCUCCCACAGAAGUCAUUAGAUGAUAAUCCCAAAUAAAUCUCCAAUCCCCUUCAAGAGGGGAAACCCCCCUUUUCUGGGGAACAGUACCCUAACUAAUAACCCAAUUAAAAUUUAACUUUUAUUAUUAUAUUUAACUUUUAUAUUUAACUUUUAUUAUUAU
Molecule: messenger RNA, 2726 nt
Organism: Hyla sarda
Lineage: Eukaryota; Metazoa; Chordata; Amphibia; Anura; Hylidae
Product: T-lymphocyte activation antigen CD80-like
Exons: 6
Coding region: 61-927 (288 amino acids)
Biological process (GO): cellular response to lipopolysaccharide; T cell costimulation; negative regulation of T cell proliferation
Cellular component (GO): external side of plasma membrane
Source: RefSeq, a predicted model, not a curated record